GGCAUCAGAGCACGCAUUUUGGAAACCCUUGUAAUGCUUAUUCUUCUUGCACUGCUUAUCCUUGGAAUUGUAUGGGUUGCUUCAGCACUCAUAGACAAUGAUGCUGCCAGUAUGGAGUCUUUGUAUGACCUCUGGGAAUUCUACCUCCCGUAUUUAUAUUCCUGUAUAUCACUGAUGGGAUGCUUGUUACUUCUGUUAUGCACGCCAGUGGGACUUUCACGGAUGUUUACAGUAAUGGGUCAAUUGCUGGUGAAGCCAACAAUCCUUGAAGACCUAGAUGAGCAGAUGUAUAUCAUCACUUUAGAGGAAGAAGCAAUUCAGAGGAGGCUUAAUGGUGUAUCUUCCGCAGUGGAAUACCAGACAGUAGAGUUGGAACGGGAGCUUGAAAAAGUGAAAAGCAAGAAAACGAAUCUAGAACGGCGGAAAAAAGCUUCUGCUUGGGAAAGGAAUUUAGUCUAUCCAGCUGUUAUGAUAUUGCUACUGAUCGAGACAUCCAUCUCAGUCCUUUUAGUUGCUCUCAACAUUCUUUACCUGUUGGUUGAUGAGACUGCAAUGCCAAAGGGAUCAGGGGGGCCUGGAAUAGGAAAUGCCUCCCUAUCCACCUUUGGUUUUGUGGGAGCAGCACUUGAAAUCAUUUUGAUUUUCUAUCUUAUGGUAUCCUCUGUCGUCGGCUUCUACAGUCUUCGUUUUUUUGAAAAUUUCACUCCCAGGAAGGAUGACACAACUAUGACAAAGAUCAUUGGAAACUGUGUCUCAAUCUUGGUGCUGAGCUCUGCUUUGCCAGUGAUGUCAAGGACACUGGGAAUCACCAGAUUUGAUCUGCUUGGAGACUUUGGAAGGUUUAACUGGCUGGGAAACUUCUAUAUUGUAUUAUCUUACAACUUGCUCUUUGCUAUCAUGACAACAUUAUGUCUGGUGAGAAAGUUCACUUCUGCUGUGCGAGAAGAGCUCCUGAAGGCAUUAGGAUUAGAUAAACUUCAUCUGUCAAACAAUCCCAGAGACUCGGAGGCAAAGCCGUCUGUGAACGGGCAUCAGAAAACACUGUGAUUAACAAUCACCUGCAAUCAACAGAGCUGAAAACAUCAACUAUUCCUGUCAUCUCAUCAGCAUUUUUAUAUUGAUUUUAUUUGUUGAUAAUUUGGGUCCAACCUUGUCUCGUUUUUUAAUGCUGUGUGCUUCUUGAGGGAGUUAGGUAUAUCAGAUUCUUCUCUUUCCAGUGAACUUUUGGUGUGCCUGUUUAUUCGCCAGUAAGUUAAUGCUUGAAGACUGGAAGCUGAAGAGAAUAAUGCAUUCCUUUUUAUUUGUUGACAGUCUCAUAUCUUUAGAUAUAAACCUGCUACCAUUUGAAUGCACAGUACCUCCUGUGUUAUACAGACACAGCUAUAAAGAAUAACUUUGG
This is a messenger RNA of Phaethon lepturus (White-tailed tropicbird), 1399 nucleotides long. It is a transcript of the gene LMBR1, whose product is annotated as limb development membrane protein 1. The record is from RefSeq and is a predicted model, not a curated record. Gene Ontology annotation, biological process: signal transduction. The transcript is spliced from 12 exons. Lineage: Eukaryota; Metazoa; Chordata; Aves; Phaethontiformes; Phaethontidae. The annotation marks the transcript as partial. Gene Ontology annotation, molecular function: transmembrane signaling receptor activity.